This is a messenger RNA of Papaver somniferum (opium poppy), 2178 nucleotides long. Its product is annotated as MLO-like protein 4. Gene Ontology annotation, cellular component: membrane. The coding region runs from base 275 to 1966 and encodes 563 amino acids. Lineage: Eukaryota; Viridiplantae; Streptophyta; Magnoliopsida; Ranunculales; Papaveraceae. Gene Ontology annotation, biological process: defense response. The record is from RefSeq and is a predicted model, not a curated record. The transcript has 15 exons.
GGCCAUGCACGACUUUUUGAAAAUGUCUCAAUUGCUGUACGGCCCUAUGGUUAGACCAACAAUGCCCAAACCUGUUUCAGACACCAUUAAUGGCUUCUUCAAGACAUCUUCUUUCUGACAGUACCAGAAGAAAAAGAAAGAAGACCCAAAUUAUUGUCUUUAAAUUCUUUAGAUUAUAAAUGUAAGAAAUAAUAAAAUAUUUUAAAAUAUAUCAGUAAACAAAAUACUUAUACAACAGAUUAGGAAUUGUUGUUGUUUGUUAGAUUGAUUCAAAAUGGUUGAAGAAGGGAAGUCAUUAUUUGAAACCCCAACAUGGGCAGUAGCUACUGUUGUUACUGUCAUGGUUUUUGUUGGAAUUCUCGUUACAAGAUCUUUAGAACGAUUCGGAAAUUGGCUGGGUUCGACUAAGAGGAAAGCUCUUCUAUCUGCAUUAUACAAGAUUAAAGAAGAGCUUAUGUUAUUUGGGCUGUUAUCACUGUUGAUGAGUCAUUUUGCAAUUUGGAUUUCAAAGAUUUGCUUAAAGUCUUCUGCUUUGAGUAGUAGAUUUUUCCCAUGUACAGAACAAGGGUACAACAAGGUGCCCCAGAAAGUAUUGCAUUUUACAAGUUUGAACUCUUUGAAUCACUCAAUUUUCACAAAGCAGGAGGAGAAAUUUCAUAAAUUUCCUUCUCAUCACCACCAUGAGUAUUGCCCUGAGGGGCAUGAACCAUUAGCCUCGUAUGAAAGUCUCGAGCAGCUUCACCGGUUGUUGUUUGUACUUGGUGUUGUCCAUGUUUCUUACAACUUCGUUAGUAUUGCUCUAGCCAUGCUAAAGAUAUAUAGCUGGAAAACAUGGGAAAGCCAAGCAAGGUCAAUGGCUCUUGAGGGAGAGGGAUUACAAGGUUCAACUGGGACUAGUAAGAAGAGUUUGCACCGCCUUACUACUUUCGUGUUCCAUCAUACGUCGCACCCAUGGAGCAAAAACAAAAUUCUGGUUUGGGUGCUUUGCUUCAGCCGGCAAUUCUGGAGUUCCAUCAACCGAGCUGACUACAUGGCACUUCGCUUUGGGUUUCUUACAACUCACCAACUUCAUCUGGCAUAUGAUUUCCAUAACUAUAUGCUCCGUAGCAUGGAUGACGAAUUUCGGGAUAUUGUGGGAAUAAGUGUGCCGCUCUGGAUUUAUGCCAUAUUUGCCAUUUUUAUAAACUUUCAUGGGACCAAUGCCUACUUUUGGCUUUCUUUUACUCCAGCAUCUUUGAUCCUGCUAGUGGGUACAAAACUGCACCAUAUAGUGGUGAAACUGGCCCUCGAAGCCGAGGGUACUAACCCGUCAUCUGGAAAUCGAUUUAACCUGAGAGAUGAGCUUUUCUGGUUUGGAAGGCCCAAAUUGCUGUUAUGGUUAAUACAGCUAAUCUCAUUUCAAAAUGCAUUUGAAAUGGCAACAUUUAUUUGGUCUUUGUGGGAAAUAAAGGACCCUUCUUGUUUCAUGGAGAACCGAGUGUUUCUAGUUAUCCGCUUGGUAUCUGGGGUUACUCUCCAAUUCUGGUGCAGUUUCAUCACAUUCCCACUAUAUGUUAUCGUGACACAGAUGGGAUCAAGGUUUAAGAAAUCUGUAGUUUCUGAAAAUGUUAGAGAGUCGCUUCAAGGUUGGCAUAUGAGAGCGAAAAGAGCAAAGCAGGGUUAUCAUACAUCUACAUUUUCAAUUGCAAGAACGUCUUUUGAAUCCACAGAGGAUGAAACGGCCACAUUACGCAAUGUCCCCCCAGCUAGCAACAGUUCUACUACCACCGGCGGCUCAUCCAGAUCCGACAGCUCCAAUUAUCCGUCUCGUAUCACACAAAGCGAGAUAAUUCAUGAAGUUGGACCACCAGGUGCUGAAUCUUCACAUUAUUCGCGUAAUUCUAAUCCUGUCUUUGACCAUUUCGACAGGGAUGAGGAUGGUGAUCAUCAUCAAAGAAAAGAUGACGCAUAUUCCCUUCCACUUUAGAUUUUCUUUCGUCCAAACAUGUCAAUCUUGACACUGUAUGCAAAUGUUAUACUGCACUUCUGGUUCGUCUAGAGAGAAACAACUAGUUAUAUGCUUCAUGGAUCAGCUACACUUUGGUAGCAAUUUCAGUAUAAUAUGUGAAGUCAUUAAUGCAAGUUUGUAACGACAUCAACAAAUUGAAUAUAGAAGAUGAAAUGAAUUGAUACAUCGAA